AUGAUAGCCAGGAUCCCGAAUGAUUACCUGAGGAGUAAGAUUCUGGAGAAAGGCGUAUGGUAUGUUGGUGACUCAAUGUUUCACACUGCUAAGUGGACUGCUGGUCACUCAUCUGAUGAUAAACCGCUAGUUACACUUCAACUAUGGGCGCAUUUGACAGGUGUCCCUCUAGACCUGAGACAUCAGCGAGGCAUGCGUCUAAUAGCAGGAUUAGUGGGUGAGCCAAAGGAAACAGAUGAUUUUACAAAGAACUUGGUAAGUCUUACCCUUUCCCAUGUCAAAGUGGAAGUGAAUAUGUCAAAAGAGUUUCCGAAUGUGGUUGAGUAUGAAAGAGAUAGUGGAGAAGUAGUGGAAGUUCGCGUUGACUACCCAUGGCUUCCUCCUAAGUGCUCUCAUUGUCAAGAGCUUGGUCAUAUAGCGAAGAACUGUCUGCUUCUAUCCAUCCCUUCGAAAGUUCAGCCACCUGCAGCUGCAAAGGAACAAGUUAAAAAGGUCUACCAAAAGAAGAAAGAUACUAUUUCGGUGUCACCAAAUUCUGAAGGGAUUGGGACUCUGCAAGCUCCUCCUCUGAUUAAUAAGAAAGUCAUACCUCCUUUGGUACCUCAGGAUAGUAGUCUGCCGGAUCCCCUUGCGGCUCCCUCUCAGGAACUUGAUCCCAUCCUCUCUGCUUUAAACACCAACCCUUCCUUAGCCGCUCUGUCUGCCAAUAAACUCUCCCCGACCACAAAGAAAUCUACCUCCCUGCCCUCAUCUCCUAAAAAGUCACAUGUUCCCUCAAUCAUUAUAGCUCUUCCGGCUACCUUCACUGCCACGGGUGAACCUUACCCCUAUAGUCCCCCACUUCCUCCCUUACCUCAGAAAAAAGCCUCACUUAAAAGAUCCCGCUCAAAUCCUUCUCUUUUUUCUCCCUUCACCCUAAAAGUUUCCUCCGUUUCUCAAAUCCAAGGCCCUCCUCAAAUUCCUCUAAAAAAUGCUUUUUCUUCUUUAACUAAUUCUGUUACAUCUUUUGAAGAUCCUCCACCCGUGGAGGUAUCUUGCCCUUCCUCUUAA
Microthlaspi erraticum is the source of this 1050-nucleotide messenger RNA. NCBI's taxonomy places the organism in Eukaryota, Viridiplantae, Streptophyta, Magnoliopsida, Brassicales, Brassicaceae. The record is from the annotation of a GenBank genome assembly.